AUGGAGCCCAGAAGCCACCACCUCUUCGCGGGCUUGCUGCUGCUGCUGCUCCUCCCUACAGAGGGCCUGGGAGCCGAGGGCAGACUGGCUCACAAGCUGUUUCGGAACCUGUUCGCCAACUACACAAAUGCCCUGAGGCCUGUGGCAGACACUGACCAGACCCUGAAUGUGACGCUGGAGGUGACAUUAUCCCAGAUCAUCGACAUGGACGAACGGAACCAGGUGCUGACCCUGUACCUGUGGAUCCGGCAGGAGUGGACAGAUGCCUACCUACAAUGGGACCCCAAUGCCUACGGCGGCUUGGAUGCAAUCCGCAUCCCCAGCAGUCUUGUGUGGAGGCCAGACAUCGUACUCUAUAACAAGGCGGACACGCAGCCGUCGGCCUCCGCCAGCACCAACGUGGUCGUGCGGCACGACGGCGCGGUGCGCUGGGACGCGCCGGCCAUCACGCGCAGCUCGUGCCGCGUGGACGUGUCGGCCUUCCCGUUCGACUCGCAGCGCUGCGGCCUGACGUUCGGCUCGUGGACGCACGGCGGGCACCAGCUGGACGUGCGCGCGCGCGGCGCCUCGGCCAGCCUGGCGGACUUCGUGGAGAACGUGGAGUGGCGCGUGCUGGGCAUGCCGGCGCGGCGGCGCGUGCUCACCUACGGCUGCUGCUCCGAGCCCUACCCGGACGUGACCUUCACGCUGCUGCUGCGCCGCCGCGCCGCCGCCUACGUGUGCAACCUGCUGCUGCCCUGCGUGCUCAUCUCGCUGCUCGCGCCGCUGGCCUUCCACCUGCCCGCAGACUCGGGCGAGAAGGUGUCGCUCGGCGUCACCGUGCUGCUGGCGCUCACCGUCUUCCAGCUCAUCCUGGCCGAGAGCAUGCCGCCCGCCGAGAGCGUGCCGCUCAUCGGGAAAUACUACAUGGCCACCAUGACCAUGGUCACGUUCUCCACAGCGCUCACCAUCCUCAUCAUGAACCUGCAUUACUGUGGGCCCAGCGCCCGCCCGGUGCCAGCCUGGGCUCGCGUUCUACUGCUGGGACAUCUAGCAAGGGGCCUGUGUGUGCGGGAGCGAGGGGAGCCCUGUGGGAAGUCCAGACCACCGGAGUCAGCCCCCAGCCUCCAGCCUCCUGCCGGCCCCGCAGCGAGCCCCUGCCGUGAGCCGCGAUGCCUCUGCCACCAGGAAGCCCUCCUGUGCCACAUAGCUAGCAUCGCGGGCACCUUCCGAAGUCACAGGGCUGCCCAGCGCCGCCACGAAGACUGGAAGCGUCUGGCCCGCGUGAUGGACCGUUUCUUCCUGGGAGUCUUCUUCUCCAUGGCCCUGGUCAUGAGCCUCCUGGUGCUGGUGCAGGCCCUGUGAGGAGCGGGGCCUGGGUCCCAGGGGCAGCCCCGGUGUCUCCCGCAGAGAUGGCAAAGGCGGUGCUUGUUGGUUCUCAGACCAGCCGGUCUCUCCCUACUGUUGCUAAAAGCCUGGAUCUUCUCUUCAGGACCU
Jaculus jaculus (lesser Egyptian jerboa) is the source of this 1476-nucleotide messenger RNA. It is a transcript of the gene Chrna10, whose product is annotated as cholinergic receptor nicotinic alpha 10 subunit. The transcript has 5 exons. Gene Ontology annotation, cellular component: synapse; postsynaptic membrane; neuron projection. Gene Ontology annotation, biological process: nervous system process; regulation of membrane potential; signal transduction. The record is from RefSeq and is a predicted model, not a curated record. NCBI's taxonomy places the organism in Eukaryota, Metazoa, Chordata, Mammalia, Rodentia, Dipodidae. Gene Ontology annotation, molecular function: acetylcholine-gated monoatomic cation-selective channel activity; transmembrane signaling receptor activity. The coding region runs from base 1 to 1344 and encodes 447 amino acids.